GGACUGCCCCCACAUUCAACAUGCUGCGUUCUUCCUGCUCCACUUAUGCUAACCGGCAGCUGGGACGCGAAACCUACCAGAGAGUGGCAGCAUUUAUGUGUCAUGAUGCUAACACAGCCAAAAGAUUUUACCAAGCGGAGGAUCCAGCAGAGGUCACACUCCGGAGCAGAGCAUUGACCACACGAGCAAUAUCAACAUAUGCAGCAAAAAAAGAGGAGGAGCAGGAGUCAUCGGAACCAGAUGAACCUGUGAGGAGAAGGCUGUACCAGCAGCACAGAAAAAAGAUGGUGAGAACAGCUGAAGAGGAGGGUGCAGGUGAUGUAAAAACAGCACUGGAUCAAACAGCAGAGAAUUCAGAAGAGGAGGAUGACACCAUGGCACAAAUAACUUACCAAUUGCGCAGAAAAAUCUUGCCCCCAAACCAGCAGAAAAAAGUAGAGGGUUGUUUGGAUCAUUUCAUGAGCUUUCAAUCAUGUCAAAUGUUUUUUUUGUCCUUUCCCUUUUCUAUAAACAGAAGACAGUGUCCUUCAAAGAGGAUGAUGGGAUGGACCAUCAUGGGGUUGAGUGCCCCGUCCUGCAAAGAGGAAAACACAUGGAGAGCUCAUCUGGAGAGGAUGGGACAGGUGACUGGAAACCCACGCAGAAUGACUCAGAUGGCGAUUCAGAAGAGUCUGAGGAAGAAGUUACAUGAAGGGUUUCCAACCUGCCUAAGAAAAAGAGAGUGAAGCGCUAUGUCCUGCAAAGACAGAAACAGAUAGAGAGCUCGUCUGAAGGAGAUGGGACAUACGAUUGGGAGGUUAAGCGGCCCAUCCUGAAACGCUGGGUGAGACUGGUCAUCAGUUCCAGUGCUGACACGCAUACCAGAAUCUCUCUAUCCAAAUUGAGCAAAAUA
Molecule: messenger RNA, 892 nt
Organism: Scatophagus argus
Lineage: Eukaryota; Metazoa; Chordata; Actinopteri; Scatophagidae
Exons: 6
Coding region: 21-725 (234 amino acids)
Source: RefSeq, a predicted model, not a curated record